Messenger RNA from Wyeomyia smithii (pitcher-plant mosquito), 3080 nucleotides. Its product is annotated as TBC domain-containing protein kinase-like protein. The record is from RefSeq and is a predicted model, not a curated record. NCBI's taxonomy places the organism in Eukaryota, Metazoa, Arthropoda, Insecta, Diptera, Culicidae. The transcript has 4 exons. Gene Ontology annotation, biological process: protein phosphorylation. The coding region runs from base 201 to 2705 and encodes 834 amino acids. Gene Ontology annotation, molecular function: protein serine/threonine kinase activity; ATP binding. Gene Ontology annotation, cellular component: cytoplasm.
GAUCAAAAGUCAUAAUAAACCAAAACAAAAGAAAGAUUAUCUCUGUCGGUAUUAUUUUGUUUCUGGUCUGUCUGUGAUAUAUUUUUUUAUCAGAUUCAAUUAUGCGUGGCUAAGUAUAGUUCGCGUUAUAUUUUUCUAAAAUCCAAUUUAUUGCGAUACUCCCGAUAAGCAAGUAGUGCAUCUGUAAAGACGGUUUGGUUAUGGCUCCAGCAAAGUUGAAUUACCGUAUUUCGGUUUCGACUUUUUUCGCUAAAUCUCACCCAAGUGAUGAGUGCUGUGGAAGCAACGGACUUCCCCUAACGCCUAACUCUAUCGGAAUACUUGGCCGAGCACAGGUCCUGAAAGGCGAUUCACUCAAGCAUGAGAAUCUUUGUGAGUAUUUGGAUGUAGUUCGUGGCAAGCACGAGAGAACGAUAAUCGUACAGGAAUAUGCAGGAAGUCCACUAACGGAGACAUUUAUUGGUGAGAACUAUAAGCAUGAGAUGGUUAUGCGGAUAGCUUUUCAGGUGCUCCGAGCGCUAAGUCAUCUGAACGGAAAAGGUUUACUCUGUCGGAAUUUAGAACCUAGCAAUAUCCUCGUCAACAGAGACUUCAGUGUUAAGUUGUAUAACUAUGGGAUGUACCAUAUGACGGAUGGAGGAAAGUAUACGUCGUUCCCCAUUGGAAAUGUUAAAUAUCAUGCACCAGAAGUUUUGUUAGGUUCUAAGCAAAACAUAAAGAGCGAUGUUUGGAGUCUUGGAAUAAUUCUGGCUGAAUUGGCCCUUGGUGGUACAUUAUGGGAAACUCUGAAGUUGUCCCAAAUUGUUCGAAAAAUACUUAGCCUUACAACUGCUUCAAAUGUACUCGAGAAACUCGCCCGAGAAGAGCAAAAACUAGAAUUGCUCCUUGCGCUCGAUCCGGCUCUUAAGCGUAUCAUCGAAGAAUGUUUGAUUGUUUCGGUUAGAAGACGACCGCAGGCUCAGCAACUGUUGGAAGAUGAGGCUUUCGAUUUUCUACGAGAAGAAACUUUUGGUUUCCUCGAUCCAGCCGGUUUAACUUUAUUGGAAAGACAUUGUGGUAGUUUGGCUGAAAUCUACAAUCUUUGGCAAUUAGCCGGCGGAGAUGUGCAACAGGAAUUGAAGAAAGAAGGAUUAAUCAAAAGCGAAGCACCUAUUCUAUCAUUACCGAAUUUAGUACUUCUGAAUGGAAAGUCGAUCUCUCCACCGAAGAGCCAAAGUUUUCUGCACGACAGCCGCCUAAUUUUUCUCAAUUUUAACAUUUUGCUUGAGCGUUUAUCUAAAAUUCCAGAGGAAGAUUACCUUCCGCUAAUUUAUACCACUAACGCAUAUUUAGAAUCUCCCGUUUUUAAAACUGAUUUACCACUGGUGAUACGGGAACGUGAUACCGUGUAUCAAUUUCACCGCAUAGUACUGCUUAAGACGCUGCUGCAUGGAUACCCCUAUACUCACGAUCUACUCAAAAGUUUUGCUAGCAAAGAUAUUCCUCCACCGUUUCGAGGUCAAGUUUGGGCCUGCUUGCUGGGUGUGUUAGAAAAUGGCUUAUACGAGAAACUUGAUAAGUGUAGCCCGACUCAUACCGAUAGGCAAAUCGAAGUGGACAUUCCUCGUUGUCAUCAGUAUAAUGAGCUCCUGUCGUCACAGGAAGGACACAAUAAGUUGAAGCGCCUGCUGAAGGCUUGGGUAAGCGCUCAUCCUCAGUACGUCUACUGGCAAGGACUGGACUCCUUGACGGCACCUUUUCUAUACCUUAAUUUCAACAAUGAAGAACGAGCGUUUCUGAGUCUCUACAAAUUCAUACCCAAAUAUUUGCAUUUGUUCUUCCUGAAGGACAACUCCGCAAUUAUCAAGGAGUAUUUGGUUAAAUUCUUCCAGCUUAUAUUUUUCCACGAGCCAGUCCUGGCCAAACACCUGCAUGGAAUCAAUUUUAUACCAGAGCUCUACGCUAUUCCUUGGUUUCUAACAAUGUUUAGCCACGUGUUUCCACUACAUAAAAUAUUCCAUCUGUGGGACAAGCUGAUUCUGGGAGACAAUUCCUACCCCCUUUUUAUUGGUAUAGCAAUUCUGAAACAGCUGAAGAUCACGCUACUCACCUCGGGUUUCAACGAGUGCAUUUUGUUGUUUAGUGACUUGCCUGAUAUCGUAAUGGAGACAUGCGUCAACGACUCGGAAACCAUGUACCAAUUCACGCCUAAGAGCGUAACCUAUCGUAAAUAUGCGAUGCAUGAAGAGGAACCAGGAGAAUUUGACCUCAAAUACACCGACGAUGAUCACAAAGAGGUGCAGAACGAGCUUUACCCUCGCAUUAGCGUUUACGAUCUGAUACGACUGCUACGCGAUCGACCGGCUUGUGUCGCUAUCUUGGAUCUACGAUGCAACCUAGAACACCGAAAGGUGGCUAUCGAGAACAGUAUAAACGUUCCGUUCAGUUCCGUUUCACUUAAGGAAACUCGCUUAGAUAUUCUGAACGUACCAAAGUUGGAUGCAUAUCUGCGCAAAAAGAUCACCGUCAUUGUGAGUACAUCACACGAAAGUGCAAUGCUCUUUGCCAAGUUCUUAGUUGACUGCCACGUUCCGUAUGUAUGCAUUUUGCACCGCGGGUUCGAAGCUGUUUAUCGAACUGAUGAUAAGUUGAUCCUUCAGACGUUUGACUAUAUUAAUACUUUAGCGAAGAGUGUAUCGAAUAUUUCCAGCACUGUUGAUGCCUAAUUUAUUUGUACGUUUUGUUAUAAUUAUCUUAAUGUACAGUAUUUAUAUGAAAAUGUUUUCAUUUGUGGAAUCUGAAAAUGUAAAAUGUAUAGAUUUUUAUAUUUAUAGAACGUGUGAGGUACUGUGCAAAGCACACUUCAAGCUGAGAGAUUAAUUCAAAUGCAUGCAUAUUAAGUUAAGGAACAAAAUCAUGAAUUUUGAAAAUUUUCUAGAGAAACCAGCAUUUGCAUAUUAUGUUCAAAAAGAGCAAAUUUCUACUGCAAAUAUUGAUUUUCGUACUAGUUUUGCAUGUUUUUGAAGAAAAGUUCAUGAAAAGUGAAAUUCUAAUCAGCUAGCAUAUUCUAUUAUAUUGUAUACAGAAAAUAUAAAAAAACU